AUGCCUCCCCAGACGGCCUCUUCGCCAGCCUCGCGGGAGACGAGCGAGGGAGGGACGCCCUCCUGGGCCAUCUCGGACGGCGACGAGGACGACGACGACGCCUUCUCCUCCUCCUCUCCCUCGCGCGCCGCCGCCCCCGCCGGCCCGCCAGACUCUCCCGGCGGUCCCGGCCGGCUUGUCCUGGAGGAAGCGGCAGCGGGCGAGCGGUCGGCUCGCGGCGGAGCGCCCAGUGAGGGAGCCGUUCCCUCCAAGGCCAGGAGCCGUCGAGGCCGCGGCAAGAGCAGGAGCGACGGCCACGGUGUGAGCCGAGCCAAGCGGAGCCGCCGCGUGAAGGCCAACGACCGCGAGCGCAACCGGAUGCACAACCUGAACUCGGCCCUGGACGCGCUGCGCGGCGUCCUGCCCUCCUUCCCCGACGACGCCAAGCUGACCAAGAUCGAGACGCUCCGCUUCGCUCACAACUACAUCUGGGCGCUCACCGAGACCCUCCGCCUGGCCGACCAGGGCGCGCUGGCCCGGCCCACCCAGGAGGCCGCUUUCCCGGCGCUGGGUGGCUGCGCGGGCGAUCCCCAAGGCCCGGUCGCCUGGCUCUGUCCCUGGGACUCGCCCGGCUCGCAAGAGAGCAGCCUCAGCCCGGGUGACUCUGCGGAGGAGGCGCGCGCUUUCUACCCUCCCUGUCUCAGGCUCCCCAGCCAGGCGGCCUUUCCGGACUUCAUCUGA
Messenger RNA from Thamnophis sirtalis, 720 nucleotides. Lineage: Eukaryota; Metazoa; Chordata; Lepidosauria; Squamata; Natricidae. The record is from RefSeq and is a predicted model, not a curated record.